Messenger RNA from Dreissena polymorpha, 4794 nucleotides. Its product is annotated as sushi, von Willebrand factor type A, EGF and pentraxin domain-containing protein 1-like. Lineage: Eukaryota; Metazoa; Mollusca; Bivalvia; Myida; Dreissenidae. The coding region runs from base 75 to 3923 and encodes 1282 amino acids. The record is from RefSeq and is a predicted model, not a curated record. The transcript has 21 exons. Gene Ontology annotation, biological process: cell-matrix adhesion.
UACUCAGAGAGUUUGUGGUGAAUAGAUAAGAUAACACGAAUCAAUUUCACCGAUGACAAUGUGACAAUUGUGUUAUGGCGAAUGUCAAGACGACAACGAUGUCAGCAUUUCUAGUCGCGAUUUACAUAGGGGUUUUCUGUAGCGCAUCAUCUAAUGCAGAGAAUAACGGUUGUCUAGACCUCGACAAUCAUACCAAUUGGCAAGCGAUCGGACCACACAUACAAGAAAUCAAGUAUGUACGUUCCUCAAACCGCUUUCGAGCCUCUGUGCAAUGUGAGCCCGGCUAUCAAGGUUUUGUGCUUUUUCAACAGAAAUAUAGCAAUCGUUUUCCAAUGGACUGCAUAAAUGGGUCAUGGACGUUUGCUUCACCUUGCAUGGAAGUUGUUUGCCCAGACAUUUCCAACAAUGAUACAUGGAAAACAAACGGGGAAAAUAUACAACGCAUUGAAUAUUUGCCAAGUUCUUUGUCAACAGUAACUGCACACUGUCUGAAUGGAUAUGAAGCAAUUUCUCAUAAUAGUUCCAAUGAUCAUUUCUCGGUUAAAUGCGAGCAAGGUGUUUGGGUGGCCGAAGUAGCGGAAGGCGCAUGCCAAAAAAAAGACUGUGGCAAUCCAUUACCUGAUCCAAAUCGCCGUGAUGACAUUUCUAACGGCACAGUUUAUUUGUCAACGGUAUUUUUUUCGUGUAACGAUGGCUACGAGCUGGUUGGAGCAAACACAUCCCUCUGUACGGAUUUGUCCAAAUGGCGACCAGAAGUUCCUCGUUGCAAAAUAAAAGAUUGUGGACCUCCUCUUGACUGGGCACACGGCACAUGCAUUGCAACCAACACUACGUACCAAUCUAUUGGACUGUGCUCCUGUAACACUGGAUACACUUUUACUGGACGAAAUAACAGCAUUGAAUGUCUUGCGAACGGAUCAUGGAGAGUUCCCGAUGGCAACUGCACUAUAAAAAAUUGUGGCAAUCCACUAGCUGAUCCACAUCGCCACGAUGACACAUCAAACGGCACAGUUUUUUUGUCAACGGUAACAUUUUGUUGUAACGAUGGCUAUGAAUUGGUGGGAGCAAACACAUCAGUAUGUACGGAAUUGUCUAAAUGGCGACCAGAUGUUCCAAAUUGCAAAAUAAAAGAUUGUGGCCAUCCUCCUGAUUUAGCAUACGGCACAUGCAUUGCUAUCAACACUACAUUCAAAUCUAUUGUGCUGUGCUCCUGUAACACUGGAUAUACUUUUACUGGACAAAAUAGCGGCAUUGAAUGUCUCGCGAACGGAUCAUGGACAGGUCCCGAUGGUAGCUGCACUAUAAAAAAUUGUGGACCUCCUCCUUAUUGGGCAUACGGCACAUGCAUUACUACCAAGACUACGUACCAAUCUACUGGACGGUGCUCCUGUAACACUGGAUACACUUUUACUGGACGAAAUACCAGCAUUGAAUGUCUCGCGAACGGAUCAUGGAGAGUUCCCGAUGGCAACUGCACUAUAAAAAAUUGUGGCAAUCCACUGGCUGAUCCACAUCGCCACGAUGACACUUCAAACAGCACAGUUUUUUUGUCAACGGUAACAUUUUUGUGUAACGAUGGCUAUGAAUUGGUGGGAGCAAACACAUCAGUAUGUACGGAAUUGUCAAAAUGGAGACCAGAAGUUCCAAAUUGCAAAAUAAAAGAUUGUGGACAUCCUCCUGAUUUAGCAUACGGCACAUGCAUUGCUACAAACUCUACGUUCCAAUCUAUCGGACUGUGCUCCUGUAACACUGGAUACACUUUUACUGGACGAAAUAGCGGCAUUGAAUGUCUCGCGAACGGAUCAUGGAGAGGUCCCGAUGGUAGCUGCACUAUAAAAAAUUGUGGACCUCCCCCUUAUUGGUCAUAUGGCACAUGCAUUACUACCAAGACUACGUACCUAUCUACUGGACGGUGCUCCUGUAACACUGGAUACACUUUUACUGGACGAAAUAACAGCAUUGAAUGUCUCGCGAACGGAUCAUGGAGAGUUCCCGAUGGCAACUGCACUAUAAAAAAUUGUGGCAAUCCACUGGCUGAUCCACAUCGCCACGAUGACACUUCAAACGGCACAGUUUUUUUGUCAACGGUAACAUUUUUGUGUAACGAUGGCUAUGAAUUGGUGGGAGCAAACACAUCAGGCUGCACGGAAUUGUCAAAAUGGAGACCAGAAGUUCCAAAUUGCAAAAUAAAAGAUUGUGGACAUCCUCCUGAUUUAGCAUACGGCACAUGCAUUGCUACCAACACUACGUUCCAAUCUAUUGGACUGUGCUCUUGUAUCACUGGAUACACUUUGACUGGACAAAAUAGCAUCGAAUGUCUCGCGAACGGAUCAUGGAGAGGUCCCGAUGGCAUAUGUACUAUUAAAAACUGUGAAAAUCCAAUCGCUGAUCCAAAUCGCCAUGAUGACACUUCAAACGGCACAGUUUAUUUGUCAACGGUAACAUUUUCAUGCCACGAUGGCUACGAGCUGGUGGGAGCAAACACAUCAAUCUGUACGGCAUUAUCUACAUGGCGACCAGAAGUUCCAAAUUGCAAAAUAAAAGACUGUGGACCUCCUCCUGAUUUAGCACACGGCACAUGUAUAGCUACCAGCACUACGUUCAGAUCGAUUGGACGUUGUUCCUGUACCACUGGAUACCAUUUUACUGGAAGAAAUAGCAGUACUAAAUGCCUUUCGAACGGAUCAUGGAGGGGUCUCGAUGGAAGCUGCGCUAUAAAAGAGCCUGUGAUCAUUUCAUUUGAAACAAAUGGAACAAGAUUCAAUGGUGACAACAACAUCUUGGAUACAUUUCAAAUACCCAACAGGUUUCCUUACUUUGGAACAUACUACACGUUAUUCAGGCCAAGCAUGAAUGGGUUCAUCGCUCUCGACUUCCAGCCACUCUACAAUCAAUAUGGUGGCGAAACUCCCAGCGAGUGGACAGCUGCCAUUCAGAAACAUAUCGUCAUUGCUCCGCUGUGGACUGACAUUGACAGCAGAAAUAUAUCUAAUGGUGGACUGUGGAUCCACGUUUUAACUGAUAGAGACAAGGCUGACGUUUUAAAAAUUCAGGACCGCGUUCGCCAAUACACUAACCAAACUGAGUUCAAUGUCAGUGUGGCCCUGGUCGCCACGUGGAAACACGUGACUGUCCACUCGCCAUACGAACCCGGAUAUGAACUCGUCAAUCAUCAGAACCUUUCGAUGCAGGUUAUAUUAGUGACAGACGGUAUGUUUACGUACAUUAUGUUCAACUACGACAGAGAACAGUUCAGCAUCAGACCAUUACCGGAAGUAUCUGUUGCCAGUGGUUACACGCAUUUGGACUAUUCCGCAUCCGUUCUGUCUACAAGAAACAACUUUACAAAUCUAAUUAAGGAAUCCAACGUGAACCCUGCGUUCCCCGGUCGAUGGCUGUACAACGUUACAGCUAUAACAGUCUCCAUGUUGAACGAGACUAGAUGUUUGCAAUUUGUAAUGGCAAAUAACUACACAUUAAAGAGCUGGAUUACAGAACAGCUAGUCUAUGCAUUACCCUGUCCCUGCCAAGAGGUGCUUAUGUUAGAGGAUUACAUGUUUACUCGGAAAGAUGAGAUAUUACCUGGUAUCGGAACCAAGUUCACCCACACCACAUGCUACGAGUCCUGGUUCUUCAGCGUCUACGGGAUCAAACAAAGAUGCUGCUACAUGUUCAGCAAAUUGGAGUCUCAGUAUCCGGGGGCUGUAGCAGCGGAGUUUGAGAACUCCACCAUUGCAUCACUCCUCCAUGAGGGUUACUACCAGUGCUGCUCUCCUGAGGGAAGCCAGAAAUACUGUCACCUGUACCAGCAGAUCAACCCUCCUGAUGACUGCUCAAGAUACACGAUCAGUGAUGAAAUACAAAUGGCGGACAAAAAAGACUGCCCAAAGAUUGAAGACUUGUCGGUGGAUGUGGAGAAAUAAGCGACCAAUUUUCGAAAUCGGGUCUUGGGAAAUGUACAAAAUUAUGGUGAGCAGAGAAAAUCCGAAUCGAAUAUUGACAGUGUUUAUAACGUGUCGGAUGUUUAUACCUAUGUACAGAGAUUUGAAGAAGAUGUUUGGGUUCGGAUAGAAAAUCAUAUAUAAUUUCUCCCAACGGUAAUCAUAUUACUUGCAAUGGAUUUACCAUUUGUAUAAUUUGUGUGAUGUUAUGUGUAAGUGUGAUGCAGUUUAUGUUUUGAUUUUGUCCUGUACUAAACAUGAUUGUUUCCAUACUUAUUACACAUGUUGUAAUAUUAUUGUAGCGUGUGUAUUGGGUGAUGAUGAGAAAAUGUAUUAAACAUCCAGUGUUAACAUAUGCAACAGUUCAAUACUUGGUGUUCAAUUGUGCCGCUUAUUGAGUCAUUCUACAAUAAACUUAAACUCGGGCGAUAUGAACACACUAAUGUUGGAAAUGAAGUUUGUAAGUUUAAGGGUGCUUCUUAUAAUCUCUCAUGUACAGCAUUACACGUGCAUAUUGUACACUCGCGCACAACUCGCUCGUUUAUUUCACCAAAUUUUGUGUUGUAGACCUGAAAAAGGGAAGGUUUUCAUAACGGAAAAAUGUCGCUGUCAUUUUGUUAUCUAGUUGCUUCUAAUGCACCCUAUCAACAUUGUUACAAUUAUUCCUUUAUAUAAACCGUACUUAAAGUUAUAUUUUAACCUCUAUAUUUUUGUUUGCAUAAAACGUAUACGUUACUGAACUUUAAUAAUUGAGUUAUGGAUGUAAGAAUGUCAUAUUUUAUGUAUUAUGUAUUUAAGUAACGUCAUAGUUGAACUAUUGGUUUUUCUAAUAUUAAUAAAUCUGCAUCGGCUA